Molecule: messenger RNA, 1061 nt
Organism: Drosophila kikkawai
Lineage: Eukaryota; Metazoa; Arthropoda; Insecta; Diptera; Drosophilidae
Product: derlin-1
Biological process (GO): endoplasmic reticulum unfolded protein response
Cellular component (GO): endoplasmic reticulum membrane; Hrd1p ubiquitin ligase ERAD-L complex
Molecular function (GO): ubiquitin-specific protease binding; misfolded protein binding
Source: RefSeq, a predicted model, not a curated record
UGCGUCGACUCUGUCAUCUCUAGAAAGACACGUAAAGCAACAAAAAUACCCCAAAUCAUUCAGUGGGAAAACAAGUAAAUUUAAUGAAUUAAGUACAAACAAGGAGAGUUUGCAAGCAACACACAAUGGACGCUGGCACGUGGUACCGUUCCCUGCCUCGCUUCACCCGCUACUGGCUCACGGCCACCGUUGGUCUGAGCCUGCUCUGCCGCUUUGACAUCAUUCCCCUCCAUUGGCUCCAUCUGGACAGAUCCGCCGUCUUUGGGAAGCUGCAGCUUUGGCGCUGCGUGACGUCACUGUUCGUGUUCCCGAUCUCGCCGAGCACGGCCUUCCACUUCCUCAUCAACUGCUUCUUCAUCGUGCAGUACAGCUCCAAGCUGGAGAAGGAUCAGUAUGGGCGAAGUCCGUCUGACUAUUUGUAUUUGCUGAUUGUGUCGGCGGUGCUGGCGAACAUUGGCGGAAUGCUGUUCAGCGUGUACUUCCUCAUGGACAUGUAUGUACUGGCGAUCACGUAUAUCUGGUGCCAGCUGAACAAGGACGUCACAGUGUCCUUUUGGUUUGGCACGCGCUUCAAGGCCAUGUACCUGCCAUGGGUGCUGGCCGCCUUUGAGUUCAUUUUUCACUUUUCCCUCGCCCCGCUGGUGGGCAUAUUCAAUGGCCAUGUGUACUACUUUUUCAAGUUCCAGUACUCACAGGAUCUGGGCGGCACCGCCCUGCUGGAAACUCCGCAGUUUUUGAAGCGACUUGUGCCAGACAUAUCAGGCGGAUUCGGAGGCUUUGGAGUGCCGCCAGAGAGCCGAGCACCGCCGCGACAGGCACCCGAGAAUCCCUGGGGCAGGGGCAUGACCUUGGGCCGGAACUGAUCGCCCUACCUACCUAAAUCCUAGAAUAAUUCACGUUUUUUACGGUUUGGUUUCCCUCAUUUUGCGUGACCAAGCUCCUUAUAUACACACUCAGAUCCUCUGGCAACAGCAAUAAGUUAACAAGUGUUUACUAACGAUGAAAUUAUAUUGAUAUAUGUUUGUACAUAUAGAAAACCAUAAAGGAGUAAUGACAACGAA